Owenia fusiformis is the source of this 651-nucleotide messenger RNA. The record is from the annotation of a GenBank genome assembly. NCBI's taxonomy places the organism in Eukaryota, Metazoa, Annelida, Polychaeta, Sabellida, Oweniidae.
ACAGAAACGGGUUGUAAAACUUGGAUUGUGGUUUAGAUUUUACUGGAAUGAUAUCCGUCUGCGUUGGACCCCAGAGCAUUAUGGGAACAUCGAAGAAUAUCGUUUUAUGAUGAAAGACAUCUGGGUAACAGAUAUGACAUUAUAUAACAGUGCUAGUGAUAAACCCCCAUCUAUUGGAUCUACCAGCUAUGAUAUCCCGAUUAUCGUAAAACACACCGGUCAUGUUUCUUGGCUCUUUCCAAUGGUACUUAAAACAUCCUGCGCAAUCAAUAUCACGCACUUCCCCUUUGACAUACAGAAAUGUCCAGUUCAGUUUGGAUCAUGGACAUAUACAAAGGUUCAACUUGAAAUGUUUCUAAAAUAUCCCAAAGGUGAUAUCAGUGGAUUCACACCUAAUGGAGAGUGGUCAUUACUCCAUUUCACAGCAAAAAAAAACAUUAGACACUAUGCAUGCUGUGAAGAUCCAUUUACUGAUAUAGUCUACACGAUUGUUAUAAAACGUAAACCACUAUUUUAUAUCAUAAAUCUUAUACUGCCUUGUGGAUUUUUACUACUUGUUAGUAUACUGGGAUUUUUGAUGCCGAUCCAGUCCGGAUCCAGAGCACCAUUAUCAAUAAUGGUCCUUGUAUCCAUGACAAUUUUACAAAUAAC